CAUUUCAUUCCUCUUCUCAUUCCGAGCAUUCUUCGCAUCUCUGUCAGUGCGCGAAGCGAUUCACCUACACCUUCCUGGCUGGCCCAGAAACAUCAGAAUAACUUGACAUAGUAUUCAAAAUACCCAGUAACAUUACAUUACCAAAAGAAAGGGGCAUUUUUAUAUGAGAUAUCAAUUACGAGUUGGCUCAGCCGGGAGUUGUUGGAGAUUUCACCGGAGCAUUUUCGGACCACCUCGAAGAAGAAAACACUGUGGCGAGACUUGUUGCUUCAACGCGUUUGACGGUGCUUUUUCGAAUCGUCAUCUAAGUUUUGUGUCUCUCCCUAGUCUGCUCCAAGCUUCAGCUUGGAGAGCUCAACCGCCACAAUUGAUCCCAGUAGCUGGAGCGGCAGCGAGAGCCCUGCCGAGGACAUGGAGAGGAUGAGCGACUCGGCAGACAAGCCUGUGGACAAUGAUGCAGAGGGGGUGUGGAGCCCUGACAUUGAACAGAGCUUCCAGGAGGCCCUGGCCAUCUAUCCUCCUUGUGGGCGCAGGAAAAUCAUCCUCUCUGAUGAGGGAAAGAUGUAUGGUCGAAAUGAGCUGAUAGCGAGAUACAUCAAGCUCCGGACCGGCAAGACGAGGACGAGAAAGCAGGUGUCUAGUCACAUACAGGUCUUAGCAAGAAAGAAAGUUCGAGAAAUCCAAGCUGCCAUUAAGGUACGUCUGGCUUUGCCCAGUUGCAGGGGGCUUUUCAUUGCCAUGGUUACAGGCUCUUCCUUUGUUUUCCUCCCCUCCCCUACUCCGCAGGUGUCUAGUCACAUUCAGGUUCUUGCCAGAAGGAAAUCUCGUGAGUUUCAGUCCAAGCUAAAGGUUACAAAUAUGGACCAAGCCGUGAAGGACAAAGCCCUCCAGAGCAUGGCCUCCAUGUCCUCGGCUCAGAUCGUCUCUGCCACGGCUAUUCACAACAAGCUCGGCCUGCCAGGCAUCCCUCGCCCAGCCUUCCCUGGAGCAGGGUUAUGGCAGGGUAUGAUUUCGGCUGGUCAGCCAGGAUCAUCACAAGAUAUUAAGCCUUUCACCCAGCAACCCUAUCCCAUCCAACCAGCAGUCACGACAGCAAUUUCAAGUUUCGAGCCCACAGCAGCUCCAGCACCCACGGCGCCAGCAUGGCAGGGCCGCUCCAUUGGUACAUCUAAACUCAGACUGGUGGAGUUCUCUGCCUUCCUAGAGCAGCAGAGAGACCCAGACUCUUACAACAAACACCUGUUUGUGCACAUCGGGCAGACGAAUCAUUCCUACAGUGACGCCCUGCUGGAGUCGGUGGACAUUCGUCAGAUCUACGAUAAAUUUCCAGAAAAGAAAGGCGGACUGAAGGAGCUGUAUGCAAAAGGCCCCCAGAAUUCCUUCUUCCUUAUAAAAUUCUGGGCUGACUUAAACUGCAACAUUCAAGAUGAUACCGGAUCUUUCUAUGGCGUCACCAGUCAGUAUGAGAGUCCAGAGAACAUGACCAUCACAUGUUCGACAAAAGUUUGCUCCUUUGGCAAGCAGGUUGUGGAGAAAGUCGAGACUGAAUAUGCACGCUUUGAAAAUGGACGUUUUGUCUACCGGAUAAGUCGAUCCCCCAUGUGUGAAUACAUGAUCAACUUCAUCCAUAAGCUAAAACAUCUGCCGGAGAAGUAUAUGAUGAACAGUGUGCUGGAGAACUUCACUAUCUUAUUGGUGGUGACAAACAGGGACACCCAGGAGACGUUGCUAUGUAUGGCGUGCGUGUUUGAAGUUUCGAACAGUGAGCACGGCGCGCAGCAUCACAUCUACAGACUGGUGAAGGAAUGAAUCCGCUUGGAGCUCCUCCUUCUCAUAGACUUACCAACCUCAAAACAAAAGUGGCAGUGCCUCUACACGAAAGUCAUACCUACAACGCUCUUUGGUCAAGGUAUCGGGUGGAGUCGUUGUUAUAAAUCCGUUUUAAUAUAAGUGUUUGUUAUUUGACUGCAGCUGUGAAUUGCGGUACAGUUGUUUUAAUGUUUGAAUAUGGGAAUUUUAAAUAUGUUGGUCUCUGUCGGGUAUAAAUGUGGCCAUCCUUAAAGAGUUUCCUGGAUGUGUUUGGUAAAUGAAAAUGUGUGUGUCGUUUUUUUCUGCUUUGUUAAUGUAGACUAAGGAAAAAAAAAAAAGACAAAAGGACAUGGGCCUUUUUUUGUUUUUCUAUCAGCGGCAUGGUUGCAGUCUGUGUAAUAUGUUUGAGGCUGUUUUGUACGUCUGUACUUCAUGAUUUGUGAGCAUACAUACUGUAGAUACGCAGACAUGAAAACACACACAGCUGUUAAACUUUCCAAAGAAACAGAACAACACUAUACGUGCAGUGGCCGAAAGCAGGUGGUUGCCAAUGUUGCGAAAUUACUACAUAAGAACGUCAACAACUGAGCUUUCGGCAAUAUUUAUCCCUGUUGAAGCACUCCCAAGUUUUAGACACCAGAAUGAAUGCACUGUGAAAACACUACAGUUUGCCUGCAUCCGCUCCAUAAAUGUAGGAUGUAGUCUCACCGCCUGCUAAGCAUUUCAGCGCUGCAAACAAAUCUUUUCUCUGACAAUGGGCAGGAGAAUUUUUUUUUAUUAUUUUUUUUAAAUAGGUGAGAGUCCUGCUAAAAUGACUCUAAUCGGACUUGUAUCUGGUCAGAAAGCACUUUGUUUCCCUUCCUGUGCUUGCCUUAGUGAUGCUUGCGUUUAUUCUGUUAAUUCUGCGCUUUAAAAAACUGUUUAACCUAUCGAGACACUACAAAAUCAUAGACAGCAAUGCGUCGUUCAGCAUGCUGUGGCUUUGCCCCCCACCCAACACUCUGGGAUCGCCGCGUGAUAACUCCAAGCCAGAGUGUUGCUGCCUUCAUGGUCACACUAUGUUCACGUUUCUGUGGCCUACGCUGAUUGCCGAGCCUUAAACACGUACAAACUGUAUGUAAACUCCAAAAGAUGCCACUAAAACUGUGAUCUCUACAUUGUGUUUGUGUUGUGUAAAAUAAAUGAAUGACGACAACAACAACAACAACAACAAAAAAAAUCACAAUUCAAAUCUGCCAAAGCCUAAGUGUACAGUGCCUUAGAGUAUACUCAUUAUCCCGCAUUUACCCUGUUUUCUAAGUCUAAAAUUAGUUUUGUGUGAGACGGGCAGAAAUAACUUACAGAUGUAUUAUUUGGUACAUCUUCACAUCUCAGAAAUCACGGUUCUCGAAAUUGGUACACUCCUAGAAAUACAGUUUUCGUUGUUGCUGGGUUUUUUUGUUUUUUAAAGAGGCAGUACACUUAUAUUCAAUUAUGUUUGCAAAUUUAAGCUCAGAAAAAGGUUAUUUUUCCUGUAACGCUGUAAUAUGUUCCUAAAAUAUCAGCCUUUCUUUUUUUCCUUCCUUCUCUAAGAGUGUACUAUAAAAAGACUGACUGCCUUUCCUGUCGCAGAAGACCAAAAAUACAGAGAUGCAGUCAAUUAUUGUUGUGUCCUGCAUGGUAGCAAGGAAGUGCCUUUGGUUCAGAUUUUCCAGCUUAAAAAAAAAGAUCAAACAGAAAUUAUAAAUUUAAUGUUGCCAGACCAAAAAAAAGAAGAAGAAGAAAAAAAACCAAGACAUAAGUGAAACAAAUCACCACAUUGCCUUUCAAAGGACUGUAAUGACAGCAGGGGAACAUGGUUACUAAGGAGAAGAAAUAAAUGAUAUUCAUUUUUAUUACAUUGUAAAUUGAUUUCUCAAACCCAACUAUUUCUUCGCUUGAGGUUAAAGAUAUUGUGUAAUAUUGAACGGCCACUGACUGCAUGCAGGAUGUCAACAGAAAAACACUGAAGCUGUCUGCUUCGUGCACACUUGCAGGCUCAAGUGCUUUUUUUUGUUUGUUUGUUUUUUAAACGAGGCUUUUUUGGAAGCAUUAUGGUUUCACAAUGUCACAGCUGUGAUGGCGAAAAGGCAGGGACCGACACGAGCUUUUAUCCAUUAGAACAAAAAAAAAAAGAAAAAGAAAAAAUAAUGUUUAUUUAAUAUUAAUUCUACAGUACAGACUCUAAAAAUGAAACUUAAGAUUGUUUUACGUGUUUAAAUCUGUAUACUUUCAUUGUAAGGAUCAUAAUUACUCAAAACAUUUACUAUUUCUUACAGAAAUUAUAAUCAUCUUAAAGUAGUUUAAUCAACAAAGCUCUAAAUAAUUGCAGACAAUGUCUUGGGGUGGGGGGGUGCAGAUAAAGUUAAAUGAUUCAGUAUUUUUGCCGCAGUUCUGUGAAUACUGUGGACUUUAUUUUUCUUUUAUGUUUACCUUGUGUAUCUGUUCACAUUUAUCGAUUACAGUUAGAUGUUCCUGUUUUCUUAUUGUACUUGUAUACAGUCGUACCCGGUUUUGUGAUGACAUUAUCUGUAAUAUUGCGAGCCCAGUGAGAUGGUAAGGAUGUUACUGCUGCACUGCUGGUACAUUUUUACAUUUUAACACUAAAACAGCAGGACUGAUGCCUUUGAUGGCACGAAUGUCUGGUGGACUCUUUGCCCCGGAAAGUGGACGCGCCAAGUCAAGGAAUCGCGGCUACAAGCAUAUCAGCUUUUGCUAAGAGUAGGUACUGGUACCUGGCUUUAAAGUGAUUCUUGACAUAUAGCUCAUGAAAUGUAAACUGUCAUUUACAUAUUUGGGUUUUGUGUGCAGAUUUUUUUUCAGCCCCCCCUUUGUAAAAAGGUGCUUUCUAUAAAAUUAUAUCUUGGCUUUUCUUGGUACAGAUGUGUGAUCUCUUUUCAUAUCCAUCACAGUAAAGUGUUGGAGCAAAGGAGAGAAAAGAAGCUCUGCUCUGUUUGUGUUCUGCAUAUGGUCUUGUCUUUGCUCCGUAACAUUAUGAUGCCUUCUUGACAAUAGUAGAUAUUUUGUAGCUUUCUAGAUACUUUGUAUGUACGCAAUAUUGAAGUUAAAUAAAUCUGAAAAAGAUUG
Neolamprologus brichardi is the source of this 4914-nucleotide messenger RNA. RefSeq names its product TEA domain family member 1b (gene tead1b). Gene Ontology annotation, cellular component: transcription regulator complex. NCBI's taxonomy places the organism in Eukaryota, Metazoa, Chordata, Actinopteri, Cichliformes, Cichlidae. Gene Ontology annotation, biological process: hippo signaling; regulation of transcription by RNA polymerase II; embryonic organ development. Gene Ontology annotation, molecular function: RNA polymerase II cis-regulatory region sequence-specific DNA binding; DNA-binding transcription factor activity, RNA polymerase II-specific. The record is from RefSeq and is a predicted model, not a curated record.